Molecule: messenger RNA, 1558 nt
Organism: Oncorhynchus nerka (sockeye salmon)
Lineage: Eukaryota; Metazoa; Chordata; Actinopteri; Salmoniformes; Salmonidae
Exons: 2
Coding region: 299-1465 (388 amino acids)
Biological process (GO): circadian rhythm; regulation of DNA-templated transcription
Cellular component (GO): nucleus
Molecular function (GO): DNA binding; DNA-binding transcription factor activity
Source: RefSeq, a predicted model, not a curated record
ACAAGGUGUCAGAGAGACUAGUAGCCUAAUAUUGAAUAGGCUAACAGUAACCUACUCCGUGCAGGAAACAAAGUAUUCUGUGUAUUCGAUGACCCAGUGCUGAAUCGAAGCUGCUGAAUUAUUAUGAUGCUCUGUUACAUUGUGACAUGUUUCUUUCAUUGAAAGAUCGGUGCUUUUCUGAGACAACGAGACUCCAACUCAAGGUGGGGCUAUUGAAACAAUUUACCGCCAUACCAUUCCACGACACUGGAUUUUGAGACACUAUCUGAAGAACCGUAAAUCUCAACACAGCAAAACCAUGAGUGUGACCAGUGAGAUGUUUGAAGAAGAUUCUCAAGACAUGAGGGAGCAGAGCGGUGGAGAGUCCAGUGCUACACCUGGUGGGACCCUGUCCUUCACAGACGAGGCCGUGUCCAUCCUGACCUCCAGCAGCCUGCUGGCCCGCUCUCUGCUCGGACGCACCUCUGCUCUGAAGCGCCCCAAUGACCCGCCCGCCUCUGGGAACCCCCUCAGACGGAAGCGUGAGUUCAUACCCAGUGAGAAGAAGGAUGACGGCUAUUGGGACAAGCGCAAGAAGAACAACGAGGCGGCCAAGCGCUCCAGGGAGAAGCGCCGCGUCAACGACAUGGUGGUGGAGAAUCGCGUGCUGGCGCUGCUGGAGGAGAAUGCACGUCUCAGGGCCGAGCUCUUGGCUCUCAAGUUCCGCUUCGGCCUGGUCAAAGAUCCCUCCAACACACCCAUCCUGCCCCUCCCUGCAGCCCCCUGUGCUCCACAGACCUUGGCUCCACACUACUAUCUGAACAGUGGACCAGGGAGCCACCCUGUUGCCCCCGGGGGCCAGUUCAGCAUGCAAGGCUCCAGGGACGCUGGCAGCAUGUCAGAGGACUCUGGGUUCUCCACCCCUGGCAGCUCCAGUUUAGGGAGCCCCCUCUCCUUUGAGGACCGACUGAGUGAUCAUGGCAAACUGUCCCCACACAGAGCAGAGGAGCUGGGCUACGAGCUCCACCACUCCCCUGCAGAGGCGCAGGUGCACCACAGUGGACACUUCCCUGGGGAGCUCUCCAGGGUGAUGAUGGGGAAAGUGGAGUCUGGGGAGGGCAUAAAGAACUUUCCUCACAAAAUGCGCUUCAAGAUCCUCAGCAGUGGAGAGGACAACAGGCACAGCCCCAUACAGUCAAUGGGAGCAAGAGACGGUCCCCGGGAGGCAGUCAACGGACACAUCAUGUUGGGUGGAGCUGAGGGGGCAGGAGUCUGGCCACAUAAGCAGGAGGGAGAGGAGACCCGGAGGGGGCGACAACAGCAAGAGUCCACUCAGUAUGGCCAACCUACACCCCUACAGGGCCAGACAGAGUCUCAUUAUUAUACAGAGAACAAUGUCCUCAAGUCCCACCUCAGCUCCCUCAGUGAAGAGGUGGCCCAGCUCAAGAAACUGUUCUCAGAGCAGCUGCUGGCUAAAGUGAACUGAGCCCAGGACUGGGUCAGUGGAUGCUCGGUGAACUGUCCCAUCUCAGAAUAGGAAGCUCAAUCUGAGCUAGCAUACUAACUUAACAUAAGCACA